This is a messenger RNA of Esox lucius (northern pike), 6926 nucleotides long. It is a transcript of the gene syne3, whose product is annotated as spectrin repeat containing, nuclear envelope family member 3. Gene Ontology annotation, biological process: nuclear migration. The transcript is spliced from 19 exons. NCBI's taxonomy places the organism in Eukaryota, Metazoa, Chordata, Actinopteri, Esociformes, Esocidae. Gene Ontology annotation, cellular component: meiotic nuclear membrane microtubule tethering complex; cytoplasm; nuclear outer membrane. The record is from RefSeq and is a predicted model, not a curated record. The coding region runs from base 178 to 4026 and encodes 1282 amino acids. Gene Ontology annotation, molecular function: actin filament binding.
GCUGCUCUCGUCUGGCUAAAUCUGUUCGACCAGCCUAUGCUGCUGUAGCAAGCAAGGGCCUCUUGCCUUUACUUCCUGCGGCAUGCUAUAACUUUACAGUGUAUAUUAGGACAUUUGUGAGCAGAUAGGAUAGUUGUUACUUUCACCAGAUGCACAGGUAUCGUCUGGUGUGUUCAGAUGACACAGCAGGAGCAGAAGGAGUUCAAGGAGAGCCUGGAGGCAGCUCUGUCCUGGAUGCAGGCCGUCCAGGAGAAGCUCCGGAUCAAUGACAACACCCAGGGCCCCCGGGCUGCCCUUGAGGCCCGGCUGAGAGAGACAGAGAAAAUCCUGGAAUCGGAGCAUGAGGGCCGUGUGAAGAUGGACAUGGUGUUGGUGGCUGCAGACGUUUUACUGCAGAACGGAGAUGAAGAGACUAGAAACAACACACAUGUCAAACUUAAAGACCUCAAAACAUUAUGGGAGGAGACCUGCACCUACAUCAUCCACUGCCACAGCCGUGUAGAGUGGGUGUGGUUGCACUGGAAUGAGUACCUGAAGGCCUUCGAAGAGUUUCAGAUGUGGUUGGUCCGCACGCAGCGCAGUCUGGAGCCAGAGGUGGAGUUACAACUUGGGGUGAAGGAGAAACUCUGGCAGGUGGACCAUCAAUCCGUCUUGUUGAGUGACGUGCAGAGCAAGGCGCAGCUUUUGGAGAGGCUGCUGGACGAGGCUGCCUCACUGCACAACCGCAUCCAGGACCCCAGUGUGGACCAGGAAGCACAGGAGAGGAUGCAGGAGGAAUAUAACAGCAUAAGGGACAGGGCUGAGGAAAGGCUGUCGGUGCUGCAGAAGAUAGCUGAAGAACACCAGCUGUAUCAGAGCUACGUCUUGAAGUUCCAGUCGUGGCUGUUGUCCAAGACCAAGGAGCUCAGCACCCUGACUGAGGCGGAGGACACAGCUGAGAACAAGUUCAGAGCCCUGCAGGCACUUGACGACAGCGUGGCCAGUGAGGAGCAGACUCUGCUGCACAUUAAGGCCAUGGCAAAGGCGGUGCAGGCCAAUACAUCCCCCAGAGGUGCAGAGGUGGUUGUGAAGGAGGUGGAGGAAGUGCAUGCGUCCUGGCAGAGGCUCCGCCAGGACCUGUCUGACACCGGGGAGGGGCUGAAGAGCAGCCUGGACUCCCAGAACCAGUACCAGAGCCGCUGUAGUCGCCUUGGGGAAGACAUCGGGCAGCUCCGGGCCCUGCUGCACAGCCUGAACGAAGACCUGGAGAUGGCCAGGGAGGGGGAGCGGAUCGAGGAGCAGAUGGUGGGACAGUGGAGGACGUACACGAAUGUCCGGGAUACUCUCUUGGCUGAAGAACCCCAGGUGGAGAACCUGAAGUCCCAGCUUAAAGAACUCUUCCGCUUUUCCCAAGAUUCUCGGCAUCUGUCUGACGAUGUCCUGGCUGUCGUGAAGGAGUACCAGAGCGUGAAGUGUUGCGCUACAAAGCUGUGUGGCGAGUCUGAGAUGGGGCUGAGACAGGUGCUUCAGGACCCACUGCACGGCUUCUCCCAGUGGAGCCAGAAGGUCUCUCAGGUCCUGGAGGCUUCGGCAGAUGUGUCCGAGUUCUCGCACAUCGCCAUGCUGGUGCAGAACAUCGAGAGGCUGCUGAGGCACAGUCAGCAGCUGCAGGAGAGGUUGAGUCAGAUGCAGGUCAAGAGAGACCUGCUGGGUUCCGUGUUUGGCCCCGACAGAGCCCAGAGUCUGCUGACAGAGCUCAGCACCGCCGUGAGGAACAGGGAGUUACUGCACAACCAGCUUUUGCAGAGGAAGGGAAGACUGGAGGGCUUAAUUUCACAGACGAAGCACUUUGACGAUACCUACGACUCAAUCAGGAACAAGUUGACCGUUCUGAGGGAAAGACUGAUGUCAGCAGACAGCCUCCAACCAGAUAUCCUGGCCAAGAAGAGCCAGUCAGACCAACUACUGGUGAUCAAGAAGGACCUGGAGGACUGUGAUGCCCAGAUUACUGCUCUGGAGACUCUGGUCUCAAAUAGCCCCACUAACAAGACCCAGUGGCAAAUGCUUCACGGGGACUGGAGAGUCCUUUACAAGGCGGUCAGGGUGAAGCUGAAUGAGAGUGAGCAGAGCAUUGCGGAGCACGAGAGUUUUCAUGACAGCCUGCUGAAUGUCCAGCAGUGGCUGAUGGUCAUGAAGCAGAAGUUGGAGUCCUACCGCAGCCUGGCUGGGGAGUGGAGCGUAGACAACAGACAGCAUGAGGCAGAGAGGGCGCUGGGUGAGUUCCCAGAGAAGGAGCUUCAGCUGCACCAGACAGAAGUGCAGGGCCAGCGGGUGCUGGAGAGGACCUCUGAGGAGGGACGUGUGCACAUCCUCAGGGACAUGAAGCACCUGAGAGAGUCCUGGAUGGCCCUGCAUGACCUCAGCCUCAACCUCUUCAGACUGCUGAAUUCCCACACCUCCUCCGAGGAUCCUGACUCAGACAUCCAGCAGGAGAGAGGCCUCGCUGCGGUGCGGCCAGGCCCAGCCCGGGAGCUCUUUCCUGGGGAAGGAGGAGAUGUAAUCAGGGAAACAGGCUGCAGCAGCAGGAGGCAGGUUUCUCCAGGCUGGGCCUCACAGGGCUCUGGGUCCGGGAAAGAGCGAGAAAAGGGGGCGGAGGCGAAGAUGGAGCAAAGCCAAGGGGAUGCUUCCGGUACGUUGAGGGCGUGGGUGGAGGGAGAGUCCCAGGGCGGCGUGGAGGAUAUGGAUCUGUCCGAUCAUGAAGGACUGGGCACCGAUCCGCAUCUGGGUGGACAGCUGAGUCCGGUGACGUUCAGCCAAGGAGGCAGUCAAGGACGAGGCGGCGAGGUCAGGGGGGAAAGUAAAGCCCGGGUGCAGGAAGAGGGGGAGACAAGCCAUAAGCACUGCCUCCGUGUCGAUGAGGUGGACUCCUCCGUCGCUUGGAGGGGAGGGUACGGUGAGGGUCAGGAGGGAGAGGGGGAGAACGGAGAGAGAACCACAGGGGUGAAAUCAGGCCUUUCAACAGGCAGAAGCCCACAGGGCAGGAGGGUAGACCUGGGGGAGUCUGGGUCUAGCAGUAGCUGGGGGCCGGGGAGCUCUGGUGUUACUGCGAGCGGAGCUAUAGGGAGAUCUGGACCCAGGAGCAGCCGGGUGGAGGUGGUGGGGGAGUCUGGUUCCAGCAGCAGUGGCCGGACGGAGGAGUGGGUUGAUGAGCAGAGGUCCAGAGAGGCGGCUGUUGUUGUGGGGAUGGGGUCAGGGCAGGGACUGGGGUCAGGGCUAGGGCUGGGUAGUAGAGGCAGCUACGGAUUGGGUGAAAUUGGAGAGCGUGGGGGAGUGGGAGGAGGACAGUUGCGACACCGGGGCUCCUUCACACCAACCAAAGUGAGCCGGGAGGAUUCAGUCGUGGAGGUGCUGUCAUCCCAACAAGACCCUGCUAACAAAACCUCUGGAUGGCUACAGGGAUCAAAUCAACACGCCACGGGAGGUUCAGGAGUAGCCCUGAGUGCAGCCCACCACAAGGGCAAGAGGGAGUUUGAGGCCUGGCUACAGAAGGAGAACGAUACUCUCUCAAGGAUUCUUAACACCAAAGGGCCGCUAAGCACCAAAGAACUCAAGAUCAGGCAGAACACACUCAAGACUUUGAGGUCCAAUGUGGGCUGGGGUCAGGAGCAGUUCCUGACGCUACUGUUGUCUGGGUCUGCGGCCGGGGCUGGCUCUGAGGACGUGGGCCUGGAGGAGAUCCGUUAUCGCUGGAUGCUCUACAAGUCCAAGCUGAAGGACGUGGGAGACCUCAAGGCUCUGUUGAAUGUUAAGAGGGCUGCUUGUGCUGCUGUACAGGAGGAACACACUGAGACAGUUAAGCAGAAGACUCCAGGCCUCCUGUACCGUGUUUGUCGGGUGGCCCUUCCCCUCUGGUUACUGCUGUUGGCCCUCCUCCUCUUCGCCUUCCUCUUGCCCUGGAUGGACGAAGGCUCCAGCUGCUCUCUGUCCAACAACUUUGCCCGCUCCUUUAACAUCAUGCUGCGCUACGACGGACCUCCACCCACAUAGGGAGUUCCCCCUCCUCCGUCCGCAGCACCAGCCUCUACCCAGAGACCGCACGGAGACCUGGGAAUAGAUGGUCCAUGUUUCUUCAGCCAUCAUCCAUUCAGUGUGUGUGAGUGUGUUUCUUUGCUGUGUGUUGCAGUGUGUGGGCGGGUUGCCUUGGCUCUUUCCACCUGUUCCUCUUGAUUCAAGCUGUUCUCCACUCUGCACCCUACACAGUCAAGGCAUUUCAGAGCAUCUAUCUCUCACUUUCUGACACACACACACACACACAAACAUACAGACAGCACAUCACUCCCAUCAAUCUGCAGAGCACUCCACUCCUAUUUGGUCACUCUACCAUAGCAAUGGCUACCAAACACAGUGGACAGGAUCCAGAUUUGGAUAUUUAUUUUUAAUAAUUGGACCUGCACCAAGACAACCUUUCAUGGUUUACCCAUUUAAACAUCUUGGCAACAUGAGAAAUGGGUAUUUAGCAAAGAUGUGGAUGCUUUCAAACUGCUUUGAAGCUAUACAAGUAAUGAUUGCGAUGUGUUUUAAGGCUUUAUUUUUUUACCUGUACAUAGUGGUUUAGGGUUGGAUUUUUUUAAGUACUGUGGUUCAUGACAGCCUGGCACUGACCUCCGUGAUCAUGAGUUAGGCACGUUCUAGCCCUCCAUACGCGCCCCAAAAACAAAAUGUUCUGUCUUGUGUUGACUCAUCUGUUUUCUUUGACGGAUGCGACCAACAUGUUUAAGUGAAGACUGUUAUUAAGGUAGGGGUUGUAGUAUGUAGCACGGCUACAAGCUGUUCUUAUAUAGGGCAAACCCCUGACAUGAUCGCUUGUUGCUUUUAUUUGUUUGUUUGUUAUUGUUCUAAUUGCAUUGGUAUUUGAUUUCAUACCUGUGGUAUAUAGUGUCUAAUAGACUGGGUGGUUUGACACCAGAAUGCUGAUUAGGUGAUAGCCGUGGUAUAUGACACUCUACCACAGGUAUGACCUCGCAUCCAGUUUAUAAGAGCAACAAGGCAUCCCGGAGGAUUGUAAUAUAUUAGCUAUAUACCACACCCUCUGGUGCCUUGUUGCUUAUAAACCGAAUGCUUAGAAUCCUGAAUGCUGAUUGGGUGAUAAGUGGUAUAGGAGACUGUAUGACAUCAAACCACAUUUUACUGCUAUAAUUGUGUUUGUAAACAGUUUAGAGGCGCAAUUAGGCAUCUCUGGGAUCUCUGACGUAUUCCCAAUGUUCUAUAUGGUUAUUUGUCUUUGAUAACAAUCAUGCAGAAAAUCAUCAAUUUCUCAUACUGUACCUUUUCACAGUACACAUUCAUUAUGUUUGUAAUGUACUGUAAGCAAACAAUGCGCCUUUCUUUUCUGAAGAUGCUCUGCUAUAUUUCAAACUGCCAUAAUAACCCCUCGGUACAAUUUAACUGUCCUAUGAAAACAGCAAUUGGAAUCAGACUUCUAGCUUGGGAGUGGCACGUGAUGUUUUAUUUGACCACGUGAUGUGUUAUUUGAGAGCUCUAGAUGCUAACUUUACAUUUGUUUUAUAUGGGAUGUUCUGCAGGGUCCAGAAUAUGGAAAUGGCUCCUGUUAUGGGAGAAUAUUUUGAGCAGACUCUUAAAAUGACUCAAUGUCCCACUCAACUUUCUCUCUCUCUCUCCCUCCUUUCUCACUCCCUCUCUGGCGUCCCCUUAUCUUUUCUCAUUCACUUUUCUCCUGCUCCCCUCCCUUUGCUUUUUUGAUUUACAGACCGAAGAGUUGCUAGGGAACGAGGCCAAAUCACAUAAAUCUAUUAGUGUCCUAUCGCAUAGCACACGGCAUUGUUAUGCCUGAAAAAGGAGGUUUUUUUUAAAAAUUAGAUUCUAGUUUUUGUUGGGAAUGAGGGAGUAUGUGUUAGUUGGAGUUCUGUCCUAUGCUAGAAAGUUGUAUGGCGGUCCGUGUAUCUGUUCCCUGUCUGGGGACGUUUCAGAGGGCUGUCUUUGUCUGUCGUCAUUUAAGGUCACAUGUCUGAGAGAUGUCAGUCAUAAGGAACGUGUGUACAAAGCAGUAUUCAAGGCUUGCAUACUGUUACUGUUAGCUGGUCUUAAACUGUAUAUUUAUACCUGUGUACUUCGGACUAGAACCAAGAUAUGCAAUGCCCUUCAGACCUCACACAUUUAUUCAACAUAUCUAGCUCUUAACGUAACUGCAAAGCAAAAAUACGUAGCACAAAAACUCACAAUGCUUGUUUACCAUAGAAUAAGAUGAUAUAAGAUGCUGCAUCCUUUUGUGUACCAAUUGUUACAGUUGUCCUGGCUGGCACUUCUGCUUUUUGUACAAUCUACAUCAGUUAUAUGCGUAUGCAACCAAAUACAAUCAAUGCAAGUUCAGUGCUUAGCCAAGAAUCCUUGUAUGUAGCCAGUAUUGGAGAGAGGAAGUGGAAGAGGAUGAAUAUCAUGGAUUAUUAUAGCAUUCCCUAGAGGUAUGUAUGGGUACAAUGGUUGCAAAAGUCAGAUUAAGAAGGAAAAAAAACAAUUAUGGAAAUUCUUUUCUACUUGAUCCAGUUUCCAGGAUAACUUCACUAUAGCUGGGAAACCUGGAUAUUUGGGAAACCACUUAUUUUUUUAUUUUUUUUUAACCCUCAUUAGUUUCCAAAGUGUGUUGAAAGGAAUUUACCAAGUGCUCUGCUUAAUCCAUCAGUGUAGUUACCAUAGACAUGAGGGUAUAUUGGAGGCAUGUUAUGCAAAUUAGUUUCUGCUUUACAGAAAAGAAGUAAAUGCACAUGCAAGCUGGAAUGAAGAUUUAAAGCUUUUGUAAAACAGUAAAAUAUGAUGCUUUAUUAUACUACUAUAUUAUUAAAUGCCUAAAAUGUAUCACCAGAGCUUGUAUUUAACCAAUAUUUUUGUAUUGUACUCAAACUGGCAAUAAAUAUGCAAUGUGUAUAGUCAAA